Messenger RNA from Bipolaris maydis ATCC 48331, 1556 nucleotides. RefSeq names its product PLC-like phosphodiesterase. The record is from RefSeq and is a predicted model, not a curated record. Gene Ontology annotation, molecular function: phosphoric diester hydrolase activity. Gene Ontology annotation, biological process: lipid metabolic process. NCBI's taxonomy places the organism in Eukaryota, Fungi, Ascomycota, Dothideomycetes, Pleosporales, Pleosporaceae.
AACGACAUCUACACACAAGACUUUUGCACGGGCAACGGAUAGACUGUUUAUUUGGUUCGGGAAUCUACGACUUACGAACUUCCGGUUGACAACGAACAAUACAACGACCUUCAGUUAUCUGAGCUGGGCUCUACCUAAGAUUUGGAAUACACUUGCACACAACAAUCAUCAUGUUUUCAAGAAGCAUAUUACUGCAGGCUUCAGCCAUGCUGUCCAUGCUCUACACAUCAGCCUCUGCCCAAAACGCCUGCAACAACUCGCCCGACCUAUGCAGUCGGCCAUAUAACAACAUCACCUUCCUCGGCGCACACGACUCACCUUUUCUCCGAAACGAAGAGACAUCCUUUUCCACAUCGGGAAACCAAUACUACAAUACCACUGUUCAGCUUGACGCGGGUGUACGGUUACUCACCGCUCAACUCCACAAGUCCAACGACACUGGCUUGGCACAAUGGCAUCUCUGCCACAGCAGCUGCAACCUGCUCGACGCUGGCACUCUCGAAGACUGGCUUGGCGAGAUCAAAACCUGGAUGGACGCCAACCCAAACGACGUCGUAACCGUCCUCCUCGUUAACUCUGACGGCGCCUCCACCUCGGACCUGGGUACAAUCUUCAGUUCCUCAGGCAUCGACAAGCUCGCCUACACGCCGCCCUCAGCCUCGGUCCUCCCCCAAACCUGGCCCACGCUCGACGCCCUCAUCGGCAACAACACACGCCUCAUGACCUUUGUCGCCUCGCUCUCCGAAGGCGCCUCAACCCAAUACCCCUACCUCAUGGACGAAUUCACCUUCAUCUUCGAAAACGACUAUAAUAACGUCAACCCUUCCAACUACUCGUGCAACCCCAACCGCCCCACGGGCCUCGCAUCCCCCGCCGCAGCAGCCCAGUCCGGCCGCAUGUUCCUCCAAAACCACUUCCUGUACCAGAACCAGAUCUUCGGCAUCCAGUCCCCCAAUGAGACGUACGCCAAUAUCACCAACGGGGCGACGGGCUUCGGAUCCAUGGGCGUUGCGCUGAACAACUGCACGGCCGUGUACGGGAAGCCUGCGAAUUUCGUCCUCGUCGACUUUUUCAACAUGGGCCCUGCGAUUGACAAUGUCGAUCGUGCGAAUGGCGUCGUGGGCUCCAUUGUCGGCAGGAAGAGCGUGAGCGAUGAGGCCUUGGUGCAGAGCACGGGAUCCGGGGUUGUGGAGAGGGGGAAUCUGUUGGCCGUUGUGCUGGCGGUUGCUGUUGCUGUUGCCUUUGGGGCCUAAUGAUUUUUCUUUUCUUUCUUUUUUUUCUUUUAUGAGAUUGUUCUUAACUGCAUGGCGAUGGCGUUUUACAUACAAUGGGUUUGAUCUCUGUCCAAGGCGACAUUGAGUUUGGGGGGGGGGGCGUUAUUUGCUUUUUUUCUCUCUCUUCUCUUUAAGGCGCGUGAGAUUCAGGUCUUGCGGAUAUGUAGCAUAUAGCUCUCUGGUUUGGAGAUACUAUGGGUGACGAAUCAAGAUGCUACGAUUGUUUCAAUACUUGUAACCAAAUCUUUACUUCCUAUACCGUAAACUAGUGACUACUAUUAU